AUGCUCCAGGAAAAGACGCAACAUCCUCACUAUGUGGAUAGCACGGUGCUAUUCAAGCAUGAACAAAGCGAAUCAACCUUGGUCGUCUUGUCAGAAUGGUCUGCCGUGGAGAAACACUCGCACACAGGCUCUGACACAUUCGCCCUCUACUUUCCAGAGUCAAUGAACCUCCAGUACGACAAUGAGCUGGAGUAUCAGCUUGCCAAAGAUAUACGAAAAUGGUCAUUCUUUCCUCUCCUUCCACCCAAAUUUCAGCAGCUUGCCGUCCACCUCUCACAUCUCUGCUCAUACAAAGCUGAUUUGAGCUACGAGCGCAGAGUUCUGCUACAUCACCACGUAGCGUGGAUCUUCUUGAUGGAUGAUGUCACGGAGAUGAUGCCGUUGUACGGCCUUCAUGAUACCGCUGGAAAGCUGUACCUCGACAACCUCAGAAACAUCAUCGUCGGUGGCCAACUACACGACAUGACCCAGUUCAAGGACAAAUGUCCAGUGACGCUCAUCGAUGCAGCCCUCUUGGCACAACAGAUUUUGGCAGAAGACCUGAUGCCUCUAAAGCGGCAGCUGCUCUCACGGCAGCACGUGAAACUAUGCAGCGAUCUCCUCGUUCAGUUCUUCGACUACGAGUAUGACGAGGGCAAGAAGUUCUGCACCGAAGCCUCCUCACAAGAGGUGCUCCAAACAAGGGCCAUCACGGUCGGUGGCUUGAUACCCAUGGCCCUGACAAUGACUUCCAAGCAAGCAGAGCAAUGCGCGCUGAAUAACUCGGAGAUGAUUCAAGCUUCCGUGUUGAUGAUUCUGAUCAACGACAUCAUUGGCCUGUACAAGGAUCUCAAGGCGGUCGAGCAGCAAAACGAUGGUUCGGCGUACUUGAACCUCGUCCGAGUGGGAAUACGAGAACAAAAACUCACUGAACAGGACGCACUCAGACUCUAUAUUGACAAGCUCAAUCGACUGACCUGGUCCGUCGAGUUUUACCAGCUGGCGUAUCCGUCGUCCCGGCAGGGCCUGCAGCGCGAGUGCUUGAGGCUGGCCUUCAACUAUCUGGACUAUCACUUGUAUGGCAUCAUGGGCAAACCAAACAAUCGAUAUGGAUGGAAGCACAAGAGCCAGGGUUGA
Messenger RNA from Cordyceps militaris CM01, 1116 nucleotides. RefSeq names its product Terpenoid synthase. The record is from RefSeq and is a predicted model, not a curated record. NCBI's taxonomy places the organism in Eukaryota, Fungi, Ascomycota, Sordariomycetes, Hypocreales, Cordycipitaceae. The transcript has a single exon. The coding region runs from base 1 to 1116 and encodes 371 amino acids.